ACCUCAAAUACGCACGUUUUGUUUACGUUCCGAGAACAUCGUAUACAUAGUUAAAAUAAAAUUAUUUCACUAUGGGUAAACGUAAGGGAAAAUGUGUUAAAAAGAAUACAGCCACUAAGCAAGCGCUUGAACCAGAGCAUGUAGUAAAAGCUCCGCAUUCCUUCGUAAUUCACAGAGGACAAUGUUCAAAAGAUCUCAUGGAUCUUACAAAAGAUUUUAGAAAAAUAAUGGAACCAUUUACUGCAUCACAAUUAAAGGAGCGAAAGAAAAACACUAUUAAGGAUUUCUUAUCAGUGUCUGGAUAUCUGCAUGUGUCACAUAUGAUGGUAUUCACAGAAACAGAGCUGGGUUCAUACAUGAGACUGGCUAGAUUGCCCCGUGGACCAACACUUACUUUCAGGAUUCAUAAUUUCAGUUUAUCAAGAGAUGUUGUGUCAUCGCUCAGAAAACAAUAUGUGAACGCCAGAGCCUUCCAAAAUGCACCAUUGAUAGUUCUCAAUAGCUUUUCUGGAGAAGGAAUGCACAUGAAACUCAUGGCUACAAUGUUCCAGAAUAUGUUCCCUACAAUCAAUAUCACUACUGUAAAGUUAAAAAACAUCAGACGCUGUGUUCUAAUGAAUUAUAAUCCAGCUACAAAGUUGAUAGAUUUUAGGCAUUAUGUGAUAAGAGCAAUCCCUGUUGGUUUGAACAAAGGAAUUAAAAAGAUGGUGCAAGGAAAAAUUCCAAACCUCAAUCGCUGUAAGGAUAUAUCAGAGUUUUUUGAUAAGGCAGCACUUUUAUCAGAGAGUGAGUUUGAAGAUGACGCAAACAACCAAGUGACGCUACCACAGAGUUUGGCCUCCAGAGGUGCUGCGGAGAACUCACAGUCAGCAAUUAGAUUGGUAGAACUGGGACCAAGGAUGACUUUGCAAUUAAUAAAGGUUGAAGAUGGUCUUAUGGAUGGAGAGGUUCUAUUCCACGAGCUUGUUGAGAAGACAGAAGAAGAAAAGGCAUUCAUUAAGAAGAAGAGAGAAGAGAAGAGGAAGCUAAAGGAAAAACGGAAAUCACAACAAGAAGAGAAUGUUAAACGGAAACAGAAAGAGAAGGAAGAGUUGAAACAGAAGGCUCUAGAAGGAAUCAAGAAGAAGAAAGAACUGACUGAGAAUCAAAGGUUAAUGGAGUUAGCAGCGGCUGAAACUCAGAAUGGAGAAGAACAAGAAGAUGAUGCAGAUUAUUACAGACAAGAGGUUGGAGCUGAACCCGAGCAAGAUCUUUUCACACCACACCCAUCAAGAAAAAGAAAAUCUGAUGAUAGUGAACAACCAAGAGGCUUCAAGAAAAUGCGUCUGGACAAGAAACUCAAAAAGAAAUACCAAGGCAAACAGGAUAAUGAAGGGAAAGCUGAUAAAUUUCAAGGGAAAAAUAGAUUUAAUAACAAAGAUGGUGGAAAAUUUCAAGGAAAGAAAAGAUUUUCAGACAAAGAAGGUGGUAAAUUUCAAGGCAAAAGAUUUCCUAAUAAAGAUGGCGGCAAAUUUCAAGGACGGAGUCAAGAUUCUAGAAAUAAAAAUCCAAGAGCUUUUGCCGGGAAAUUUAAUAAAUUCAAUAAGUUUGGGAAUAACAAAGGAAAUGCUGGGAAGAGUAAAGGAAAACAGAGGAAAUGAGGAUAUUAAGUACAUUAAUAAUUAUUGUAUUUUAUUUAUAAGAACUGUUUUUACUACAUGAGUUUUGGAAGCAAGUGUGCUGCAAAUAAUAUACA
This is a messenger RNA of Colias croceus (clouded yellow), 1735 nucleotides long. RefSeq names its product protein Peter pan (gene ppan). The transcript has 10 exons. Gene Ontology annotation, biological process: ribosomal large subunit assembly; rRNA processing. Gene Ontology annotation, molecular function: rRNA binding. Gene Ontology annotation, cellular component: preribosome, large subunit precursor. The record is from RefSeq and is a predicted model, not a curated record. NCBI's taxonomy places the organism in Eukaryota, Metazoa, Arthropoda, Insecta, Lepidoptera, Pieridae. Bases 72 to 1640 code for a protein of 522 amino acids.